Magallana angulata is the source of this 7734-nucleotide messenger RNA. RefSeq lists its product as uncharacterized. The record is from RefSeq and is a predicted model, not a curated record. Gene Ontology annotation, molecular function: protein binding. Lineage: Eukaryota; Metazoa; Mollusca; Bivalvia; Ostreida; Ostreidae. The coding region runs from base 2927 to 7285 and encodes 1452 amino acids. The transcript is spliced from 12 exons. Gene Ontology annotation, cellular component: ciliary inversin compartment. Gene Ontology annotation, biological process: protein localization to ciliary inversin compartment.
UAGAUAGAUAAAUUUAGUGAUUGUUUACUAUUUAACAUGUUAUUUGCUGUCUAUGAGAUCCCAUUUUUUGUUUUGUUUACUGUAAUAUUACUUUUCUUUAUACCUGCAUAUGCAUGGUUUGAUUUGAUUCUCAUUUUUUUUAUCCUUUUGUAUUAUUUCUCUAUUUUUUAUCAAUGCCUUUAUUAUUAUUUUUUUUUACAAGUAGUGUGCUGUAGGUAAAGUUGAAUUCAUGGUAAUCAAACAAAUAAAAAUGAUAAAUAAACAAAAGCACAUAUGAUUAUGACGUUAUGCACAUCUGAAUAUGAUUAAAAUUAAAAUUUGUAAUUUAUUUUACAGGAGAAGUAGUUUGCAUACGAAAAAAACAAAACAAAUUGCACUACAUACACAUGUAUAUUAUCUGGAAUACAGUAAACCAUUGACAAUGUAAUCGGAACAAGACCCAUUAAUUCCUGUCAAGUUGAGAAAUGUCGAACAAUGAUAAUGAAAACAAUAUAGUGCAUACGUAAUUACAUGCAACAAUUUAUCCGAAUUCAAUAAAAUGCAACCGUUUAAUGCACUUUUUCAAAAUAUAAACAUGUAUAUUAUUCAAAAAACUUAAAAUUUGAUCCAAUGCAUAUAUUUUAACCCUUUUCUUGAUUUCACAAUUUAACUUGUAAAUGUAUUUAUUUGAUAUUCAAUUUUUGUUUGGUAGUAUAAUGAAAUAAAGAGGGUUUUUUUUUUUAAUAAGUUAGUCAAACCGCUUUAGUAGCGAGAGCAGGUAUGUAUAAUGUCGAUGUGUGAGAAGAAUUUUUUUCCAUCAGUUGAUAAACAAAACCAUUUAUACAAAUAUAAUGAUUAUCAGUAAUAUUUAAUUGUGACACUGAAGGAUAAUUGACAAAUAACAAUAGAGAACGACAUUAUUGCCAAUUGUUCAUAUUUUCAAAAAACCUGGAUCAUGGAUGGUUUAGAGAUUAAAGCGAAGAUAAAAAACAAAUGAACUCUGUUUCCAACUAAAUGAAAAGGGCAAUCAAAAACAUCUCUAAUAAUGUCCGCUAAAGUGGCCAAAAAUAUUAUUAGAUUUUUAUCUUAAAAUAGGAGAUAUCAUAAAGAAUUGGCAAACGUUUAAUCUUAGUUUAAAAUAAAAGAAAGGCUAGAGUAUCUGUUAAAAUGUUAGAAUCAUGAAGGCAGAUGGAUACUAGACACUAUUAACCGUGUACAAUAAAAUUAUUCAAUUAUGGGUUAUAACAUUCAUUCCGAAGGAAAUUGUAGUAAAAUGCAACAAACCGAUUCAAAAUAUUCUUAUACAUGUAUUACAUAAAAAGUAAUUUUUUUUUUAGAAUUGAAUUAGAAUUUAUUGAUUUUUUAUGCAUAUUGGCAUUUUUCGAAGUAACAUUAUAACGAAUAAAACUGUUAUUUUAUAUUGAAAAAUUUUAAUGUAGCUAGCAGCUACGUUUACUUAGGCUUUUGUACUGGAAUAUGCAUGCUCGACUUCAAAGUAGGACAUUCUGGGAAUACGAGGGUUGUCAGAAAAGUUCGUGGACAAGGUGAUUUACGGAAAAAUUACCGUUGUACUUUGUAAGGUGAAGUAAUAAGUAUGCAAAAAAUCAUAUGAUUUUGAUAAUUCAUUCAAAAUAUACAGCAAUUUUAAGAAUGUAUGAUUUAGAUUUACUGAGCGCCAUUUCAUAAUUCCACGACGUAUUGUGACGUCAAACAACUGAAAGGCAAACCUGUCACAUUUUUCAAAGUAAUUUUUUUUUCAGUUUCACGCACUUUUUUUGUCAUUGAACCCAUUCAUAAAAUGCACCUCCAUAUCGUUAUUUGUCAAGAUGUUGUAGAGUGUCUUUUGUGUCACAUCGUAGAUCAUUUAGGUCCAAAAAUCUCUGUCCAAAGUUUCGAUAAAGCAAAGCCCACUUGUGCAAGAUUCGGGUUGUAUUGAGACGGGGAGAGGUAUGGGUUGCAGCAAGAGCUAUAAUAAUAUUAGUCCUUCUUCCAUCUUUAAACGUAGGCCAUCUCUAGGAGCAUUUAGGAACCUUUUGGUCUCAUCGGAGAUUUUCCUGCCUACAUACAAAAUUUAUGAAGGCCCGGUGUUCCAUGAUGUUCAUUGACGUUAACGUUUUUUACUUAAAUUUCAUGCGCAGGUCGUCCAUAUUCGGGGAUAGAAUUGCCAGAAAUUCUUCAAUUCAAUUGAAACUUUCACAAAAUGACCUUGACUAGAUAUUUUAACGUUACAUAAAAUAUCAUAUAAAUUUAUUUAGUUUAAACGCUACAUUUUAUUGAUAAGUCGAAAUGCGUACAAAAUACAAAAAUGUCAAAAGCCUACAUGCUCCGUGAAGCAUGUCUUAUAAUAAUGAAUAAGCUGUACAUUUUUAUGGUGCAUUUAAAAAACUAAAUCUUACAUAUGCAUUAGAUAUUACGUCAAGAUUAAAUUUGAAAAGUUUCGCUGGUUUCAUGCGAAUAGUCCCCUCACAACCGAACAACCGAACUUGUCCGCGAACUUUUCCAACAAACCGGAUAAUUCUUUUUGCACUCCACAAUAAGGUGUGUUAUAGGCAAUGAAAUUAAUAUCAGACAUUUAAACCUGAAUUCAAUUGCAAUUCUUUCAUGCGUUGGAAUUGAGUUGCGCUAUAGGGUGCAAUUUUUAAAGUUCUUUCCUAAACAAAACAAAACCUUUAACAGACCAUUUAAAUACCAAAUCAUAGUAAUGUAAAUAGAUUUUGAUUGUAAACAGAUAUUCAUCUAUUAUGUAGCUCUUGCACUGUCGUAGUUCUGUUUUGGUCGGAUUUAAUGCGUUGCACGAAAUGGCUGUGUUCGUACAAGCUAAUUUGAUAUCAGUUUAUAUGAUGGUAAAUUCUGAUUGGAUUAUUUAACAUACUGAAAUACGUUUGUUAUUGUUGUUUUCAUCAAUAUUUUCAGAAUUACCUAUAUGUAGCUAGAUGUGUCAGGAACAAUGGAAACAAACGAUGAUGAAUUCACUCUUAUGGAUAAUUUUCAUACGUUACAGACUCAUCUCAGAAUUGAUUGUGCACGGUUCCUUGGUAAAAUCUUGCAAAAAUGGCACAAAGAUAUCGAAAGUUUAAAAAAGAGUGAUACUUUUGGAAAACUUGAUGUAGAAUCCCAAGCAGAAAUCCAGAAAAGAAAUAGCUUUGUUUUGAGCUUACCUGUACUAUGUGAUGUUUUGUUAAAAUGUCAACAAGAAAAAGUAAGCAAGGACGAGAACGUUUCGCUGCUUCCAUCUUCAAGUGUUCAAUCUUUCAUUGAUGAUAUUGUCACACUAGACACGACCUGGAAAAGGUACAUAAUUGAUAACGACAAUCAAAUGAUAUCUUCACAUGAUAUGCAAAAGUUACGUGAAAUGUUUGAAAGCAUUGGAAAAGGAAUGGCCGAUCGAUUUUCCGAUUUGGGAGAAGCAUAUGCCAAGACAAUUCAACGAUUUCGAUCACAAUUUAUUGAAAAAAGCAGUUCUUCUGUUCAAAUUGGGAAAACAAAUACAGCAAAAAUUAAGGUUGACCCAAAAAGGCAAACGGAUGCUCCCUUCUUCAUUGAGCAGUAUGGAGAAACAAAUUAUUUUAUAAUUCAGCUGGAUGAUAGGAGACAGUCGAAACAUUUGGAGCUACGAUCAAGUGAAGAUUUGAAAGUAAGAAUGGUUUUGAGGUCUAACGACACUCCAGAAUGGAGAGAAAUUACUGAAAAUGUUCUUAAAUUAGACAUCUCAGAUCUCAACUCCAAUCCAGUGCUCCUUGAAAAUGACAUCAUCGUUGACUGUAUUGAAAAAGGUUGCAUUGUUGUAAGUUUCAACACAGCGUCAGGAAAUUCAAUCAAAGCUUCACUCAAAAAACUAUUCGAUGUAUUAUUUCGAUUACUGGAGAUGGAAAAGACGUUACAGAAAUACAAGGUUCCUGUAAUUCAAGUAAAUGGAUAUAUCUACUGUCCUGAGAAAUUUGCCGAAGAACAAAGUUCAAAGAAGCAUCAGGAUAUAUCUAUUAUUCGGCAUCUAUCAUGGACAAGUACGACGCAAAACUGCGAUAUAGAUAUAUAUGUCACUAACCUAAUGAAAAAUCUUAUCCAAAACGAGUUUUCAACAGAUGUUGACGAGCAAAUUGAACUCCAAAUCAUUUGGAAUAUUGCGUCUGACAUGGAAUCCUCCCAAAUUACAUCUAGCUAUGAAAUAAGGAAACUAUUAACAAAAGAGUUUGAAGCACUAGGAUUAGAAAUUAAAAAUGUGAAGGAAUGUGCAAACAAAAUAGUUUUGAACAUGAAAUGUACUAGAAAAAUUGCUUACUCAAACUUUGUAAAGGAUGGAGGGCAAAUAUCCAUUAUCUCCGGGAUUCUUUUUAGCCAUAUUUCAGCGUCAUUCCUGAUUUUAUCAGCAUAUCUGGACACCAAUUUUGUCAAUGACUCAGUUUCAGGCCAGGGUUUGGUAUUUUACUUGAAUCCGUUGUCAAAGAUUUCAGAUGCAUUGGCCACUGGCAUGUUCUCAAAAAUCGUCACGGCAAUGUUAGAAGGAAAAGAUUCCUCUUUGAUGAGAAACGACGAAGAUGUCAAGAUUAAGGCAAUCCUUGAAUAUUGCGAAGAUACAACAAAAGAGAAGUAUUUUCCAAAAAAGGAAAAUAGAUCAAAGAUAUCCAGUGAUCGAGAUGUACAAAGUUCAACAGAAGACUUAAUGGAACAAGAAGCAGACCUUGAUUUAUUUGACGCAUGUCAAAUGGGAAAUCCAAAUCUGGUUCGACGCCUUCUUGAGAAUGGAAGGAAUCCCAAUGCAAGGAAUGCAAAUCUUCAAUCUCCCCUUCAUGUGGCAGCGGAAGGCAACCAUCUUCGUGUUGUAGACAAUUUAUUGAAUUUUGGUGCUAAACUGAAUGUAUUUGAUAAAAACCAUGACUCUCCACUUACUAAAGCAUCAUGCAAAGGACAUAGCAAAAUGAUAGCAUUUCUUUUAAAGAAAGGAGCAGAUGUUGAAAUAGUUGACAAAAAUAAGCAUACUCCGCUCUAUUUAGCGGCUGAAAAGGGACACCACUAUGCAUUGACAACUUUACUGAAAUUCGGUGCAGUUGUAAAUUCUAGUAGUGAUAAUCAAGUGACUCCGUUGCAUAUUGCUUGCAGGAAAGGGCAUACUAACAUCGCACAUGACUUAUUAUUGUAUGGUGCCGAUGUUCAAUGCAUCGAUGAAGAUUUCAAUACGCCUCUUCACACAAUAUUACUUCACAUGGGGAAUAACUCUCAUUGCAUCCUCGUUGUAGAGGAAUUGUUAAACAAAGGUGCUCUUGUCAACAAGAGAAACGGGGAAAUGAAAACACCUCUCUGCAUCGCAUCAGAGAAAGGCUUGAUCAAUGUAAUUCCCAUAUUAAUGAACGCUCAUGCAGAUCCUAACUUUUCUGACAAUAAAAACAACUUGCCUCUUCAUUUGGCUGCCAAAAGCAAUCACAUAGAAAUUGUUGAAAUAGUUUCCAAAUUCAGUCAAAACUUUGAUAGAUGUAAUGCCGAAGGAUUGACACCAAGAAUGCUUUCCCAAGAAAAUGAAGCUAUGUCAAAGAUUUUUGAAAAUUUUGAAGAAAAAGAGGAUUUUAGAAGUGUUGCUUACAAGUGCGCAAAGCAAGGACAAAAAGACAAACUUACAACAUUUCUGAAACAAAUGGAUUAUUUGGAUGAAAAAGAUCCCUUUGGAAGAUCUCUGUUAUAUGUUGCAUCUUGUAAUGGACAUGUCGAUAUUGUCAGACUGCUAAUUACUUCAACGUUGGACGUUAAUGAUUGUGAUAAUUUUAACAGGUCUCCGUUAAGUGUUGCUGCGGAAAAUAGGUAUUAUUCAAUUGUUGAAUGUUUGCUUGAGGCAGGAGCGGAUUCGAACAAAGUCGACAGUUUGGGAAGAACGGCGCUACACUACGCAAUUAAAUCAGGCAGUGUUGAUAUUCUAAGUACCAUUUUACAACAUGGGCAUUGUGUGUACAGGGAAGAUAACGAAGGAAAGACGCUGCUUCAUUUCUGUGCAAAAUAUGGAAAUGCCAGCAUUGCAAACGUUUUACUUACAAGUAUGGUUGACAUUAAUGUCAAUCAGUGUGAUCUGCGAAAUGUCUCUCCUCUGCAUGAGGCAAUAGAAAAUCAACAAUUAGAUGUAGUAAACACUCUUCUUUCACAUGGGGCUGAUACAAAUAUGCAUGACUCAGAUGGAAGAACGCCUUUGCAUUUGGCGGCAAAAAGUGGUAGCAUUACCGCAGUAAACAUUUUGAUAAAAGAUGGAGCACAAAUUAAUGAACGGGAUAACUUAUUUCAGACCCCGAUUUUUCUAGCAGCCCUAUUUGGUCGAAGUGUGUUAAAGGAUUUAAUAGUAAAUGGAGCAGAUUUGAACCUUCCUGACGACAAAGGGAAAACUCCAUUGCACGUAUCAAUCCUUAGUAGACAUUCAUUUGCAGCAACUUUUCUGAUUCAACAAAAUGCUAUCGUCAAUGCAGUAAAUCAGGAAGGAAAGACUCCAUUGCAUAUAGCAUCUCAUUUUGGAAAUUCAGAUUUAGUUGAUCUUUUGCUAAAAGCUGGCGCGGGUGUAAACGCAGUAGAUAUCAACAAUCGAACUCCUCUUCAUAGGUGUACAUCUACCCAUGUGUUAACAUCUUUGAUACAAAGUGGGGCAUCUGUAAACUCCAAAGAUAAUAGAGGGAAAACUUUACUCCAUUACACGAUUGAAUAUCUGUGCGACUCUGAGAAGACAUUAAACAAGGCCGAUGAAUAUUUAAGCAUUGUAAAUGAGCUCUUGUCGCAUAGGGCAGACGUAUGUCUUCGUGACAACAGAUUGGACACUAUAAUCCAUAAAGUAGUGCAUGCAUCCAAUUACCACCUAUUGACAGAAUUACUCAGUUUUGAUUUCGAUUUGAACACAAGGGAGGUGUUAAUUGAUAUUGUAAAUGAUUGUUUGAAACAAAGUGAAAACGAGUUUGUCAUUGAUGUCCUAAAACGAUGGGUCAGCAUUCAGCAGACACAAACAGAUUGCGAACAACUGGUAUGUAUGAACACACAGGAAAGGGAAGUGUGUCCCCCUCAUCUUUUACACCAGCAUGAAGAAUGGCUUCGCAAACAUAAGUGUUUGAAAAGAGCAAACGUUCUUCGAAGAGUGAUGUCACUCGAGAAAGAUCAUAAUGGAAAGGAUGGAAGAAAAAGAAAAGAAUCUGUUGGAGAAUCUUCACUUAUUGAACCACUUGAAAAAAUGUUACGAGUUCCAGAUCAUGAUGGAAAGGAUGGAAGAAAAAGAAAAGAAUCUGUAGGAGAAUCUUCACUUAUUGAACCACUUGAAAAGAUGUUACGAGUUCAAGGUCAACAGGAUUGAGAUAACGGCAAAAGUUUCAUAACAUUGAUACCUAAACAUUGUACAAAGCGAAUCCUUCAAGUCCGAUGAAUAUAAGUUCAUGAUUGUAUGGAAUGUAUUGCGGUCUGUUUUAUGCAUCACUUUUAAUUUCAGUAAAAUAAAAUUGUUUUAACUUUAUACUGGUCGACAAUGUUACAUCAACUGUGCAUUGAUUUUAAUGACUUUUUUGUAGUUCUAUGAGCAGCUUUCAAUGCAAAAUAUCUUAUCAAUACUUUAAAAAAUUCUUUAGAUAUCUAAAAAAAAAUUAAUAUUUUUGGUGUGCGCAUCACUAUUACACAAAACAUGUAUCGGAUGGUUGUCAGAUGUGAAUGCCUUUAAGAAUGAUAUGCUUUUUUUGUUCGAUGGCUUUGCAUAACACAAUUUGUUUUCAUAUCAACUCUUCUUCGUUUAAUAAAUAGAACAAAGAGAAA